AUGUCAAACACUUCUGUCCGUCAAAGUCGGCUACCAUCGCCAGACCUAAGAAAAAGUGAGACGGAACCUCAGCUAACAGCUACCCCUCCUCUCUCUGCAUUACCUGGUAAAUCUCGGAAACGCCUGCUUCCACAAUCAGAAACAGCAGUCCUGUGGAGCGGGGAGAGGGUCGGAGAUCUGAGACUCACUGGGGCUUGCUCUGGAGUUAAUGAGGGUCUUCAGAUCAAGGAAAAACAGGAAGGUAGAGCUGUGGCCAAGGACGAGGGGAAAAUGCCACACAAGAUGGAAGGCUUCAUCUUAUUACUUCUCUUUGGCUAUGAAGCCACACUGGGAUUAUCAUCUGCAGAGGAUGAGGGCGAAGACUCCUGGUACCACAAAGCAUGCAAGUGUGAUUGCCAAGAAACCAAUGCUCUGUGGUCUGCGGGUUCCGCCUCCUUAGACUGCAUUCCAGAAUGCCCCUAUCACAAGCCUCUGGGUUUUGAGUCCGGGGAGGUCACGCCAGAUCAGAUCACCUGCUCCAACCCAGAGCAUUAUGUAGGCUGGUAUUCCUCGUGGACAGCCAACAAGGCUCGGCUCAACAGUCAAGGCUUUGGGUGUGCCUGGCUCUCCAAGUACCAGGACAGUAGCCAGUGGCUACAGAUAGAUCUGAAGGAGAUCAAGGUGAUUUCCGGGAUCCUUACCCAGGGGCGUUGUGAUAUAGAUGAAUGGAUGACCAAGUACAGUGUGCAGUACAGGACUGAUGAGAGCCUGAACUGGAUUUACUAUAAGGACCAGACUGGGAACAAUCGGGUCUUCUAUGGAAACUCAGACCGGAGCUCCACAGUCCAGAACCUGCUGCGACCCCCCAUCAUUUCCCGCUUCAUCCGACUGAUCCCUCUGGGCUGGCACGUACGCAUAGCCAUCCGGAUGGAGCUGCUUGAGUGUGCCAGCAAGUGUGCCUGA
Molecule: messenger RNA, 942 nt
Organism: Jaculus jaculus (lesser Egyptian jerboa)
Lineage: Eukaryota; Metazoa; Chordata; Mammalia; Rodentia; Dipodidae
Gene: Rs1
Product: retinoschisin 1
Exons: 8
Coding region: 1-942 (313 amino acids)
Source: RefSeq, a predicted model, not a curated record